Messenger RNA from Trichogramma pretiosum, 2017 nucleotides. RefSeq names its product glutamyl-tRNA(Gln) amidotransferase subunit A, mitochondrial (gene GatA). The record is from RefSeq and is a predicted model, not a curated record. Gene Ontology annotation, molecular function: glutaminyl-tRNA synthase (glutamine-hydrolyzing) activity. Gene Ontology annotation, cellular component: glutamyl-tRNA(Gln) amidotransferase complex; mitochondrion. The transcript has 2 exons. The coding region runs from base 442 to 1983 and encodes 513 amino acids. NCBI's taxonomy places the organism in Eukaryota, Metazoa, Arthropoda, Insecta, Hymenoptera, Trichogrammatidae. Gene Ontology annotation, biological process: mitochondrial translation; glutaminyl-tRNAGln biosynthesis via transamidation.
AAUAGGCACUUUUAGUCUGUCCGAACAAUUCAGAACGAUCAAUUGCCCGCUGCUGCUGUGUUUUGUACCUAUCGUACUAGCAAGACUCGAGACUUUUCGCACGUUGCUUUUUUUAUUAGAGAGAGACCACGAGAGACUCCUACCGGCAAAAAACUGCUCUUCUGCUCCGAGCAUCAUCUGCCUUCUGCAAGCAUGGCCUGGUCUCGUAACCAAAUCUUGAUAGUCGUUGGUUUCAUCGUUCUGGAGGCGGUCGCCAGCUUCGCGAUCGGAAUCUAUGAUAACGAUUUUCCAGGCUUCUUUAUUUUUUUAAUUGAGAAAUUUCAUAUGCUGAAGUUCUUAUUGAUGUAACGUUAUUCGAGCGAGCUUGUGUUUAUUGUUUUUGAAUCGAGCUGCGGACCGGUGCACAGACGCGCGCUGCCAGCUUACUUGUGUUUACAAAAUAUGAACAACUUACUGACUGAGUCCAUAAGGACUGUCGGACGAAAAAUAGCAUCUUGCGAAGUGAAACCGUCGGACCUGACCAAGGCGGCGUUGAAAUUGACCACACAAUUGAGGCCUCUGAACGCUUUCAUCAAUGUCACUCAUCAACUGGCCAAGACUCAGUCCCAAGAGUCCGACAGCAGACAGGAUAGUAAGAAGCUACUUGGCAGUCUCGAUGGCAUUCCCAUAGCUGUCAAGGACAAUUUCUGCACCGCGGGCCAACCAACGACGUGUGCAUCCUUGAUGUUGGCUGAUUUUGUUCCUGGCUACGAUGCAACUGUCUAUAGGAAAUUAAGAGAAGCUGGUUCGAUUCUUGUGGGUAAAACUAACUUGGAUCAGUUUGCCAUGGGCUCAGGCACUGUUGACUCUUACUAUGGACCUUCGAAAAAUCUGUGGGGAUCUGAACUUGCUAGAAAUUAUAUUCUUGAAGAUAACUCGCACAAAAAUGAAAUUGAAAAUAGACCCCCGUUAGAAGAAUGGUUUAUUGCAGGUGGUAGCAGUGGAGGCUCUGCUAUAGCAGUUUCAUCAGGAAUGUGUUUCGCUGCAUUAGGUUCAGAUUCAGGAGGUUCAACUAGAAAUCCUGCAUCUUAUUGUGGCGUAGUUGGUUUGAAACCUACCUAUGGAUUAGUUUCUAGACAUGGCCUUAUUCCUUUAGUCAAUUCUAUGGAUGUACCAGGUAUUCUCACACGUACGGUUGAUGACUGUCUAGCUGUACUUAAUACUAUAGCUGGUCCUGACAAUAUGGACUCUACAACGAUAAAAGUUCCAUUUAAACCAAUUGAGCUAUCAACAAGUCUGGAUAUCAGUGGUCUGAAGAUUGGUUUGCCCAAGGAGUAUAAGUGUCCUGAACUCUCAGAAGAAGUAGAAAGUAAUUGGCUGGAAGUGAGUCGACUAUUGGAAGAAGCAGGUGCCAAAGUACUUCCUGUUUCUUUACCACAUACAGAAUACUCAAUUGUGUGUUACUCGGUGCUCAACAAAUGUGAAGUAGCAAGUAAUAUGUCAAGAUACGAUGGUCUUGAGUACGGACUAAGAGCAGAUGAAAGCUCGUCACUAGAUGCCUUAUACGCCCAAUCAAGAAGCGAGGGUUUUAACGACGUCGUUCGCAGUCGCAUUUUAGCUGGAAACUAUUUUUUACUUAGUGAAAAUUAUGAAAAUUAUUUUGUAAAAGCAAUGAAAGUUCGCUCUCUCAUAGCGCAAGAUUUUGAUAAAGUAUGGGACUCCGGCGUAGAUCUUCUAUUGACGCCGACAACAUUAACACAAGCUCCAAAGUACAAAGACUUUAUCUGUGCAGAUAAUCAAGCUCAAUGUUCUGUACAGGACUUUUGCACUCAACCAGCAAACAUGGCUGGAUUGCCAGCUAUUAGUGUACCUAUAAAAUUGUCUAGAAGCGGCAUGCCACUCAGUUUGCAGCUAAUGGCACCUAUGUUAUGCGAAGAAAGAUUGCUGAGGGUGGCAAAGUGGAUAGAAGAUAUUGUAAAAUUUCCUAGAUUAGUACUAAAAUAAAUAUCAAUGUUGAUACUAUUGUAAAAAAUGUAUA